CCCUAGGAUUCUCUAGAUUAGGUUGUUGCGGGGCGAGACGCGCUGAAUGUAGGAUCAGGGCGGAAGGAUGCGCAUCGCCGCGGAUCCGUGUUUCUAUCGCCGGGAUUUCCUGAUCUGCGCUAUCUGCGCCCUGUUUUUGCUGCGCUCUUUUGCCGCCGGCGAUGCAUUGCCUGCGGAGAAAGCGCGAGGCAUUGCUCCUGAAGAUUUGAAAUAUUAUCAGGGUGGGGGGCCUCUAUGGUGCAAGGAUAAAUCCAAGAGCUUCGCAUUAUCUCGCCUUAAUGACAAUUAUUGCGAUUGUCCCGAUGGAACCGAUGAGCCAGGGACUUCGGCUUGUCCGGAAGGCAGAUUUUACUGCAGAAACGCUGGACACUCCCCACACUUCUUGUUUUCGUCCCGUGUGAACGAUGGCAUUUGCGAUUGUUGCGACGGGAGUGACGAAUACAAUGGAAGGACGACUUGCUCGGACACUUGCUGGGAAUCAGGGAAGAAAUCCAGGGAGAAACUGGAGAAGAAAGUAUCAGUCUACAAGGAAGGAGCGAAAAUUCGUGCCAAAGAUAUCCGUCACUAUAAGCACGCGAGGAAGCAGCAAGAAGGGGAGCUUUCUUCUUUGAAAAAAGAGGAAAAGAGCCUCAAGGAGAUCACGCAGAAACUAAAAGUCGAACUGGAAGCUGUAGAGGAGGCAGAGAGACUGGAAAGAGAGAAGAAAGCUAAAGAGGAGCAGGAGAGAAAAGCCAAAGAAGAAGCUAAUAAGAACGACACUACAACAGCAGCUGAAGAGAUUGUACCCGAAGAGGUUCAAGAAGUGGUGACAAAUGUAGACAGUCACGAGGCUGACAAUGAAUUAUCUCAGCAAGUAAAGGAAGGAGAAACAGAACACAAACCUGAGCCUCCGGCUGCAAGCGAGGUCGAAACGGAACCGGAACAUUCAGAACUGGAACCACCUGGAGUCUCAACGGAAGCAGAGCAAUUAGAAAGUAAACCUCAGCUUCCAACCGAAGUCGAAGUCGACACGGAAUCUGGGCUUGAGCCUGCCGACGACUCUGAAUCAGAGGACACUGACGGCCUGUCGAAAGAAGAGCUGGGAAAGCGUGUUGCUUCUCGAUGGACCGGUGGGCCUUCGUCCGAAAGGGAAGAUAAAGGUGAAGAAAAAGUUGAAGAAGAAUACGAUGGCAACGAUGACAAAGAUGUGUACUCCGGGCACGACGACGACGACGAAGACGAUAACUAUGACAAUUUUGGAUACGACAGCCAUAACUACACAGAUUCAUCCGAGAAAGCCGAUACUUCAUGGUGGCAGAAGCUACGCCAAGCUCCUCGGGCCUUAUUGACUCUAUUGGGUCUGAAGAGAAUGCAUGUUGAUGCUUCAGAGGCUGAUCGUAUUCGUAGUGAGUACCGGCAAGCAAAUAACAAGCUGAACGACCUGCAGUCGAAGAUUUCCGAACUCCAGAAGAAGCUCAAGCAAGAUUUUGGGAAAGAAGGAGAAUUCUUUUCUCUUUACGAUCAAUGCUUCGAAAGGAGGCAACAAAAGUACGUGUAUAAGGUCUGCCUUUACAAGGACUCAACGCAGGAAGAAGGCCAUUCAUCAACACGGCUGGGGUCCUGGGAGGGAUUCCUGGACGAUUACAAAUCUAUUAAGUUCCAGAAUGGAGAUCACUGUUGGAAUGGGCCGCAACGAAGCUUAAAAGUGAGGUUGCGAUGCGGGCUCAAGUCAGAACUCUCGGAUAUUGAAGAACCAAGCCGCUGCGAGUAUGCUGCUAGUUUCUGGACACCGGCUGUUUGCUACGAGGAGAGAGCGAAGGAAUUACAAGCUCAGCUGGAUGCCUUGCGAGCAGGGGCAAUAGUACCAAGUCACGAUGAACUCUAAACUAAUUAAAAUUGAUGGUAAGAAUAAUCUUUAUAUUUACAGAAAGAACUUCUUUCAAGUCGUUAUAACUUAUUCAAUUUAGUGGAUCUAAAUUAAGGUAAAAAAUUAAUGUG
This is a messenger RNA of Selaginella moellendorffii, 1977 nucleotides long. RefSeq names its product glucosidase 2 subunit beta. NCBI's taxonomy places the organism in Eukaryota, Viridiplantae, Streptophyta, Lycopodiopsida, Selaginellales, Selaginellaceae. Gene Ontology annotation, biological process: N-glycan processing. The coding region runs from base 68 to 1864 and encodes 598 amino acids. The record is from RefSeq and is a predicted model, not a curated record. Gene Ontology annotation, cellular component: glucosidase II complex. The transcript is spliced from 16 exons. Gene Ontology annotation, molecular function: protein binding.